This is a messenger RNA of Tuber aestivum (summer truffle), 637 nucleotides long. NCBI's taxonomy places the organism in Eukaryota, Fungi, Ascomycota, Pezizomycetes, Pezizales, Tuberaceae. The record is from the annotation of a GenBank genome assembly.
AUGGCCGGUAUCGUUUUGCUGGCAGUUUUAUUCGGGGCGGCCUGUAAAAAAGACGUCAAUACAAACGAAUCGGGAAACAAAGAGCAGGAAACUCCGGCAACAGCAGUGAAUGCCGUAAAUAGUGAUCUCAAUCUGAACUGGGAAAACAGGACCAACGGUUCAACUUAUACCAAUUCACAAGCAGCUGCAGACUUUGGAAAUAUCUCAGGAUGGCAAGACUCAAGAGCAUUUGUCACGAAUGGAAAAGACGGCUCUAAUGGUUUAAGGGUUACUUUAUUGCCAAAUGCGCUAUCAGGAGCCGGAGGCUUGAUUGGAAAUGUGAAUUUAAGUCAGGGAACCGCUUACGAGGUAGACUACGAUGUGAAAUUUCACAGCAAUUUCAAUUUUAGCAGAGGUGGAAAGAUUGGUUUUGGCUUUGCCAUUGGUGAAGGAAAUACUGGUGGAGAUCCGGGAUGGGACGGAAAUGGCGGGACACUUCGGUUAAUGUGGUAUUCACCAAGUGCAGACAGAGUAUUUUUUCAGCCUUAUGUCUAUCAUAAAGAUCAGCCUACUAAAUUUGGGGAUACUUAUACUAAACGUUUCCCAGCAAGCGGAUCGCUUCAAAAAGGAGAGUGGUAUCAUGUUCAUAUGUAUGUGA